GGUGAGACGGGCAGGCGGUGAUGCGGCUCCGAGGUCCGCCGCGGAGCGAUCUGCCUGACGACAAAGAGCGGAGAUGUUGUUCUGAGGCGGAGGAUCCCAUUACAGAGGACGCAUGUUGUAACAUGGUCGAAACAAAAGAGUGAGAAGAGACAGGCCUGCCUUCAAAAACAAAAACAGCGACACGUUUCCUCGCUUUUAAGACCCAAUCUGGCUAUCCGCGCUAACUUUUAGCGGAUUUAUAGGCGGCGCGAAAUGGAGAAGAAAAGGUGGGAUUGCACUGCUCUCCCCAAGGGCUGGAAAAUGGAAGAAGUGACCAGAAAGUCGGGUUUGUCAGCUGGAAAGAGCGAUGUCUAUUAUUUUAGCAGAGGAGAAGAGCAAGAUGAGGAACAGAGGCAAGAGAGGGGGGAGGCGGGUCGGUUGUAUAGUUUGUGUCCAUCUGGGAAGAAGUUUCGGAGCAAGCCUCAGCUGGCCCGUUACCUUGGAAACCAGAUGGACCUCAGCUCCUUUGAUUUCCGCACGGGGAAGAUGCUGAUGAGCAAGCUGAACAAGAACCGUCAGCGGCUGCGAUAUGAUAACAACAACCAGAACAAGGGUAAACCUGACUUGAACACGUCGCUCCCAGUCAGACAGACGGCCUCCAUCUUUAAGCAGCCUGUUACUAAGGUUACCAACCAUCCCAACAACAAAGUGAAGACAGAUCCUCAGAAAGCCGUCGACCAGCCUAGACAGCUAUUUUGGGAGAAGAAACUCAGUGGUCUAAAUGCUUAUGACAUUGCAGAGGAGCUUGUGAAAACAAUGGAACUGCCUAAAGGCCUGCAAGGUGUUGGUCCAGGCUGCACAGAUAAAACUCUCCUGUCGGCCAUCGCCAGCGCUCUGCACACCAGCGCUGCUCCGAUCACCGGCCAGCUGUCUGCUGCUGUGGAGAAAAACCCGGGAGUUUGGCUCAACACUGCACAGCCGCUGUGCAAAGCCUUCAUAGUCACUGAUGAAGACAUCAGGAAACAGGAGGAGCUGGUGUACAGUGUGAGGAAAAGGCUGGAGGAGGCGCUCAUGGCUGAUAUGUUGGCCCAUGUCGAGGAGGCUGCCAAUGAAGGAGAGGCUCUGAAGGAGGAGGGCAACGGCAGUGAAGACAUGGAGAGCGUAUAGCACAGGUUUCUGCAAAGGCCAAAUGGGUUGUUCAUCGCCUGCACACACGACCUUGAACAGUAGGAACCCUAUUCCAGUCCAGCCCUGAAGAACUGUCCCCCAGUAUCGACUUCCAACCUUAACCUAAACCCGACAAGCCUCCAGUCCAACGUAAAGAGCCGUUUUCCCUCCCCAAAAACCCCCACCUGAAGUCUCAAACACCUCCAUUCAUCUUUAACUCCGCUGAAUGGGACUCCUUGGCCGAAUUUCUGAGCCCAGAUGAUUUUUGAUGAUGAAAACAAAAAUUUACAAAACAACAAAUGAACUCUCAAAUAUUCAAAAUAACUUAUGUACAAUGUGUCAAUUUCAGUGUUCAGUGUUAACUGUAUUUUUUACUAAAAAAAGUCCUUGAAUGGGUUUGUAUUUUUUGCGACAAUCAUGUGAAAUUCAAAAGUUUUACGUUCGCAAAAAGUCAAUUUUUUUUGUUUUGGGGCAGAUUGGGAUGAAUGUUUUAUAUUUUUGGCAUCUUUCUUGACUUUUUACGAUGCACUCCACUAGUAGUCUGUCACAGCACACGCACAUCUGCUUUUCUAGUGGGAACGGUACACAAAGAGUAGAGCUAAUUUAAACCUGCAGGGGGCUGAUGUUACUAAUGGCAGUAGUUUGAAGCUUGUGUGUCUACUGGAGUGGACGGUUUUUAUUGUUUCAAGGAAAUAUUAUCUUUCAUGUCAGCUGUGUUGUUCUAAGAGUGGCGUUCAGUGUUGACCAAAGAGGAGACGUGUCAUUUCAGAUUGCUUUAAGGUAUUUUAGAGCACAUUGGCCCUGCUGUUAUACAACUAAAUGUAAGAAAACUGAUGCACGAAGGAGCGCAGUGGGAGAGAAAUGACCUGAAACCUCUUUUGGUUGUGCGGUUUUUACGGUUUGUAAUUCUGAUCAUCGUUACAGGUGCUUACUGAUGUUGUGAGACAUUGCUUUUCAAAGCUUUCUUGCAGCUUCAGUCCAUGUUUUUUUUUUUAUUUUUAAACGUGUCAAUGUUACCACAAGCACGCUGCCUCCUCCUAAAUCCAUGCACAAAAUUGGUGACACAGCGAAUUACGGUUAGUUUUAAUGUGUUUUUCAUCGAUUAUCUUCCAAGGAAUAAUGCUGUUUGUAUUUUUUAAUCCCUGUUUAAUGAAUAAUGAAUAAGGCAUCCAGCUGAAAUCAUGAAAAGACCCUCAAUAUCAGCAGGCUGAUUGCUGAAAUAAAUUUGAUUGUAUUAAAAUGUGUCAGUAGAUCACUAAA
Amphiprion ocellaris (clown anemonefish) is the source of this 2406-nucleotide messenger RNA. It is a transcript of the gene mbd3b, whose product is annotated as methyl-CpG binding domain protein 3b. Lineage: Eukaryota; Metazoa; Chordata; Actinopteri; Pomacentridae. Gene Ontology annotation, molecular function: DNA binding. Bases 253 to 1146 code for a protein of 297 amino acids. The record is from RefSeq and is a predicted model, not a curated record. The transcript has 8 exons.